CUGGCUGCUUUAAAAAAAAGGAACUUUUAAGAGUGAAUAAUUCGACUGCUCCCAACCAGAUAAAUAAGAUGGAUGAAAAUACAGCAAAGAUAAUUAACAACAAAGGCCUUAUAAAAGAUAAACUAGAUUUGCUUGGGCAGCUGAUUUUAGACAAAAAUCAACCAAUAAUUACUGAGAAAGCUAUAGAUGACUUCACACCUCUAUUCUGGAAGCUGCGUAAGGCCAAGAAGGAUCUUAAGUUCUGCGGAUAUUUGGAAUUUGCUUCAUCAGUAGUUAUCAGAGAAGUUGAAUCAACAUUCAUUUGUUCUUUUUAUCUGCUGCUGUUUCUGUUGAUGCUCAUAGUUGGUAUUCAGUAUGAGAUUAGAAGGGGUGCAGAUUGUUUGUCCGAUCCUUUUCUCUCAUUGUGCCUCAUCGAAUCUGGUUUUCUAGGAUGUAUUGUCAACACCAUCAAUCUCAUUUAUUUCGUGAGCGGAAAAAGCAAUAAGUUGGUUCAAAAAGGCAAAAAUUUACUUCAAGGAGUACUCUUUAUUAACAACUUCUUAGGCAAGUGA
Molecule: messenger RNA, 551 nt
Organism: Argiope bruennichi
Lineage: Eukaryota; Metazoa; Arthropoda; Arachnida; Araneae; Araneidae
Exons: 5
Coding region: 69-551 (160 amino acids)
Source: RefSeq, a predicted model, not a curated record